AUGCUUGAUUCUUCCUUGCUUUGGAAUAUCGGAGUCAUUAUCAAACUCCUUGAUUUCUUUCCUUUCGUCUCGGAAGCCUGGCUCCCCCGACGAACCCAGACCGUAUUCUCCAAGCAUCAGAAUCUAGUCACAAUCCUUCAACCCGGUCAUUCCCAGCCGUAUCUUGCAGCUCUGUGGUUCAAGCCCGGCUGUGCCUCCAACUACCAAACUCAGCCAUACCUUCCAGCCACGUUUGAGGUAAGCCCGACCGCCUUCUUGUUUCUAGCCACACUUCGAACAGGCCACUCCUCCAGCUAUAAAACCGGGCAACAAUCUUCAGCCAAGCUUGAACAAAGCCCUGCCAAAUUCAAGUCUCAUAUCCCUUUUGAGCUUCCAGCCACGGCCCCCUUGACAGGAUCCGUCCCGAAUUCCUCGAAACCAGGGACAAAUCCUGUGGAAUUCCCGACAUCACACCGAUGA
Molecule: messenger RNA, 459 nt
Organism: Prunus armeniaca (apricot)
Lineage: Eukaryota; Viridiplantae; Streptophyta; Magnoliopsida; Rosales; Rosaceae
Source: the annotation of a GenBank genome assembly